This is a messenger RNA of Castor canadensis (American beaver), 3938 nucleotides long. Lineage: Eukaryota; Metazoa; Chordata; Mammalia; Rodentia; Castoridae. The record is from RefSeq and is a predicted model, not a curated record.
UGGCGGGGUGGGGGGUGGGGAAUAGGACUGGCAUGUUCUAGGCAUGAGCAGCCCUGUGACUGUGUCUCUCUCCCAGUUCUGGGCACCCUUGGGCAGGCAGGCAGGCUCAGAGGAUGAGGUCAAUGGCAUCCAAGCAGAAAGGCAGCCCCAGCGUGGUGUGCAUGCACAGCUCCCCCAACCAUCUUCCAAAAGACCUGUAGGCAGUGCCCCCGUCAGACCAAGAGUUUGUAAUGUUUAGUGGGUUUGGAAAGCUGGUCAGUAAAUACUGGAAUACUGAGUCAUACUUAACAAAGGAAUUUGCACAAAUGCAAGAAAACAUCACUGACGUGAUAAACUUACACAACUUAUUACCUAGAGAGUGUUAUCAGGCUGAAAAUGAAAAUAGGCUCAUGAAGUGGUUUAAUUUAUAAAAGACAGAUCACCAGUGUGCUUUUCAAGAGAAGAUGGCCCAAUUCCCCAACUUUUCAGAACAAAUUCAUAAAAACUAAGCUCCAAGACCAGAGAGAAGUAGAACACCAGAAUGGGGGACCACUUAGCAUUUCCUGGAACAGUAACUAAAAUCUGUCAAGCAUCUGUGAGCAUCAGGUGCUCGGGGAAUGGGGAACCAGGCAAUACAACAUGCACUGACAAAGAUGACAGUAUAUUUAAAUGUGGGGCACUGUGGUUAUGUAAAGAAUACACAACUUGAGUGUGUUACUAAAUGCCCACCAAGACUAACUUUCUGAUAAGGAGACCUUGCACCAUCGGCAGCACAAGUACAAAGGUACCCACUGCUCUCUCCCUGAACCUGAGGAGCCCCUCUAGACAUUCUAGGAGGCAGGCAGCAGCUUUCACAUCUUCCUGCAGUGGAGACAAUGGCAUGUCACUGAGACUCAGACGCAUGUGCCCAACACCUGGAUGGCAUUAAGAGCUGGUGACCAAAGAAGUGGGAUAGGAGGCUGAUUUUCCAGGGCAGGGCAGUGGCAGUGAGAGUGAGUAGCCAAGGCUGUAGCCAAAUGCUGCUGAUGACAGUUUAUGGCACCUAGUGCUUGGUGGCAGCAGGGCAUACUUCAGGCCAUAUUCGGAAGGACAGCGCAUUCUUCCCAGGUGUGGGCCCCACACGAUUCCCAGGCCCAUCAUUAAGCCUCCCUUGGCUGAGGUCAGCCUGAGUCACUUCCUGCUGCCUACAAAGAACCUGACUGACAGUGCCCAUGUGGGGAGAAGGGGUAGUGAGGACUCAGAGCAGAGGCCACACAUUUAACACAGUAAAAAGGUUGUUGAGUUCAAAACUGUUAACAGUCAGCCUACUUCUUCCCUGCAUGAGGACGUGUGGCUUACUAGUUCUCUCGGCCCUACAGGAAGGGGCUUCCUUCUGCUGCUCCUCCAGGCCCAGUACUGGCUCUGAGCUGGACACAGUCAGACCCAAACAGCAACUGGCCACCUGUCACACAGCACUCCAUCCUGGGAAUACACGCUUGGCGUCAAGCAGAGUCACAAAGAACACAUAACCCCUGUGAAGACUGGUGAACCUCUGGAAAAUACAUGCAUAUUUAAAAACACGUUCUAGGCUGAAACCUCCACUUAAAAUGGUGAAACUGUGUUACAAACCAUUUUUACACAAUUUCAAAAAGUUCCCGAUUAUGGUUCCUUAAUAGGAGUUCCUCUCUUUGGUUCUUCCUUUCUAAAAAAAGAAAGGAGGAAAAAAGGCCAACUCUCCUUUCAAAUACACCCCAGCACACACAGAGAAAUGGACACAGCAAACAGAGGCAAGGUCAGUCUUCGUCUGGAAAUCGGUCUGAUUCUAUUUUAUGUCGGUGCUGCGGGAGCCUGCACUGUCUCUGUUGUGCAGCCAGGUUACCUGGAGGUGGACUCCACUCACAAGACCGUCACCAUAGAGUGCACCUUCUCUAUGACCAAAUGUCCUUCAGAGCAGCCAAGGAGCCUGUGGUUUCGCUAUGGCGCUCACCAGCCUGAGAUUCUGUGUGUGGAUGAAUGCAAACAGAAGGAACACAAAUUCACAGUGGAGAAAGCCCUGGCCCGGAACCAAGUUUCUCUCACUGUCAACAGGGUGACUUUAAAUGACAGUGCAAUUUACAUCUGUGGAAUAGCAUUUCCCAGUGCUAAGCAAACCGGAGGCGGGACUACAUUAGUGGUAAGAGAAAGUAAACUUCUCAGCAAGGAACUGCAGAGUCUCCUGAUAGCGCUUAUAGUGCUGCUCUCAAUCUACAUCACUGGGGUGUGUGUGAUCCUCAUAGUCCUCUUCAGAUCAAAAUCUAACCUCCUAAGAAACAAGGAAACAAAAGAAGACUCACAAAAGAAGAAGAGUGCUCGACGCAUUUUUCAGGAGAUCGCUCAAGAACUAUAUCAUAAGAGAUAUGUGGAAACAAACCAACAACCUGUAAGUGAAAGAUAUCAGAAAGAGGCAACAGGUAUAAAGCAUUCUUCAAUGAAAAAAACUAAACUCCAAUAAGCUGUCAAUAACUGCAUUCCUUUAGAAGAAUCUGAAGAAAGACACCCAUAAAAAUGUGUUUUUAUAUAGAACCUAUUUUGAUAAAUAUAUAACAAAGGACAUUUGACACAAUAUUACAUAACCCUAUACUGGCAUCUUAGUCACAUGGAAACUUUCAGAAACACACUAGACAUAGGCAAUGCUUUUAAUCAGACCAGGAUGCCUUUGUGAACUAAAACGUAAAUUGCUUCUCAAUCUUUUGGCUGAGAUCAAGUGUGAAAGUUACUUUACAUAGCAUGAUGUAUGCAGUAGUAGGCAUUAAGUCAAUGCUGCACACAUCUGUGGAUCAAAUUAUAUUUAAAAAUCACUUGUUACUGAUAAGGCAAAAGUAAAUUCACAAUAGGAAAGAUGUGUCUAGUGAUAUCAAAAAUUAUGGGCUAGAGGUGUGACUCAGAUGGUACACCACCUGCCUAGCAAGUGUAAAGCACUGAGUUCAAACCCCAGUACCAUCAAAAAAAAGAAAGGCGGAAAGGAUGAGAAAAAAAUUAGUAUUUCUUAAACCUUUGGGGAUGGAAUGAGAGGAAGAGUAUCUAUGUAUCACCUAUAAUGCAUCUGCGAGUGAUCCUUUAAACCCCUACGUAAACAGGAUUUCCCAACAGGACAUCACUUGAGAGCUAGUAGAAUAUCAUGUUUCCAUGUGCAGGGUCAGGCAGAUCAGAUUUAAAUUACAGUGUGUCCAAGGCAGUGAACGGAUAUGCUACCAAAGACACUCCUCUCUUAAACAGCAGCCAAGAGGGCAAACAGACAGGUAGUGACUUAUGAGGAGUGGCUUUAGGGGUUUCUAUAUUUUGUUCAGUUUGGGUUUUUGUUUUUGUUUUUGUUUUGAGGUGUGGAUUUUCUUUUAAUCCACCUUUUAAGACUUUUACCCACAAGAGAAUACUGUCCAAGUAGUCAUUUCAUCCUUCAGCAUAUACACAAAUAUAUAACGAGGAUGGUCUAAUUACCUGAGAUAGCACUCUGAAGAAUUGUAACUUCUGUGCACUUUUUUCUUACUGGGCCAGGGGCAUCUUUUUCAACAAUAAGGCAAAAGGAAGCAACCUGAAGGAAGAGCUGGCAGUGAGAACCAUGAAGUCCUCAGCCAGAGUUUUAACAAUGGCAUCUAGAAAGAAAAGUAAUCUUCAGUUUCCACGCCCUCCUUUAAAGAAAGGGAAAAUGGUAACCUAAUGACCAGAAAAGUGCUCAGAACGCAGACAGCAAGGUGUAGAGCCGCUUAUGUGCUGUGUGGAUGGCGUCACUGGUAACACAACCUUAAACAUGGUCUAUUUUUGCUAUGACAGGAGAAGAACAACACUUAUGAAAACAGAAGAGUACUUUCCAACUACGAAAGACCAUAGACACACUGAAUUUUCAAUUCAGAUGCUGAAAAUCCAACUCCAGGACAACAGCCAUGUGAAUGUGCCUACACCAAUCAGUUAAAAAAAAAAAAACAAACAGAAGAAAAUGGAAGAGA